Messenger RNA from Myxocyprinus asiaticus (Chinese sucker), 5629 nucleotides. RefSeq names its product PEX5-related protein-like. Gene Ontology annotation, cellular component: cytosol; peroxisomal membrane. Gene Ontology annotation, biological process: protein import into peroxisome matrix, docking. The coding region runs from base 476 to 2296 and encodes 606 amino acids. The record is from RefSeq and is a predicted model, not a curated record. The transcript is spliced from 16 exons. NCBI's taxonomy places the organism in Eukaryota, Metazoa, Chordata, Actinopteri, Cypriniformes, Catostomidae. Gene Ontology annotation, molecular function: protein binding.
GAGAGAGAUAGUCUGAUAAAGGACGGAUGAAUUGCUGAAGAAUCAGACUAACUACAGAGACACGCAGGGUCAGCGAUAAUGACGUAGGCAUGAUGUUCAACUUCGAGCGUUAAGCGCAUCUAUCGCGCGCCUGAACAAGUUGAUGAAGAGACUCGCCGGCGCGUCUGAAGCUAUCAACCAGCAGCGCUGAAGGCUCCUCCGCUCAUAUAAAGUACAUUGAUGUCGACAGCGAUGGUGUGCGCGUAAUUUCAGCACUUGAUUAAAAGGCAGCUCCCGUUUAACGGCUUCCCUGUCUGGACUCAAUCUCAAGAGCAGUUCUUUUCAGUAGUAUUCGAACACUCUUGCACGUAGAAACAUUACCACUGUCAUCACAUUUCUAGUGUUCAUCUAACUGAGAUCCAUAGUCUGGGACCUUCACUAAAUAUGUACCAGGGGCAUUUGCAGAAGAAGGAAAGUCAUAUACAUCUGGGAUGGUAUGAGGGGGAAAGACUCUAGGGCUGCAGAUAAGACUGUUGCCAUGGUCCUGAAGGAGAUACCCAAUAAGGCGUCCUCAGAAGGCAAACCCCUCCUCACGGUGACAAACAAGCUGGUGAUUGAGCAACAAGAGAGCCGUCCCUUGCUGAGCCCUUCUAUCGAUGACUUCCUCUGUGAGACCAAAUGUGAUGGAGCUGCCCGCCCAGUAACCUCCAACACAGCAGUGCUGUCCUCCUCUUUGGACCUGCUGGAUCUGAGUGAGCCUGGUGAGAGAAGACACAGCAAAGACAGGAAGAGCCCACUUUCUUCUAAGGGCACACCGUACAGGAAGAAUCCUGAUGAAACAGAGCUGAUCCAGGUGGACGUUGAACAGAGUAUACCCUGUUCCCACACACCUGAAAAAGUUUCAUUGGACCCAGUAGCAGUUUCAUCUUCAUUGGAGAAAUGGGAAGAACUCAACCCCCAUCCAGAGCGAAAUGGUAGCAGAAAGUGGAAAUUUGAGAGAAGACGUUCAUCAAAGAAUUCUGGGGAAUUUGUGUGGUCCAUGGAUUGCAAGACACUAGACACAGUCCCCAGGAACUCCCUGGAGGUAAAUAAUAAAGUAGAGGCAGAGGCUGCGCCAGUAACUCAACUCAACAGGCAAUUUGUUAGUGGAAGACAUGGCCGUUUGAGCAAAGACCAAAGGUGGGGUAGCACACUACUGUCCAGAAACCAGUCUCUGGAGGAAGAGUUUGAGAGAGCCAAAGCAGCAGUAGAGUCAGACACAGAGUUUUGGGAUAAGAUGCAAGCGGAAUGGGAAGAGCUCGCUCGGAGGAACUGGCUAACAGAGAAUGAGUGCCCACAGAUUCCCUCCAAUGUGUCUCCUUAUGAAAAGGGAUACUACUUCCAUACAGAUAACCCUUUCAAAGACUGGCCUAAUGCUUUUGAGGAGGGAUCACGGAAGUCGAAGGAGGGAGACCUGCCUAACGCUGUGCUGCUUCUGGAAUCAGCUGUCUUGCAGGAUCCUCAGGAUUCUGAGGCUUGGCUGGUGUUGGGAACCACACAAGCAGAGAAUGAGAAUGAGCAGGCAGCAAUUGUCUCCCUCCAGAGGUGUCUGGAAAUUCACCCCAAUAACCUCCAGGCCCUCAUGGCACUGGCAGUGAGCCUAACCAACACGGGCAUGAGGCAGGAGGCGUGUGAGGCUCUGCUGGGCUGGAUAAGGCACAACCCCAAAUACAAACAUCUUCUGAAGAGCCGCACGCACCUGCAGGGCUCACCUGGAUCACGGAGACUCUCAUAUCCCUCCUCAACUGGCUGCCCCCUUCUGCCUGAGGUGAAGGAGCUCUACCUGGACGCUGUCCAGCAGAACUCAGACACUAUUGACCCAGACCUGCAGACUGGGUUGGGCGUGCUGUAUAAUCUCAGCUCUGAGUUCAACAAAGCAGUAGAAGCUUUCAAUGCUGCACUGUCAGUGCGGCCUGAGGACUACCUGCUGUGGAAUCGGCUUGGGGCAACGCUGGCUAAUGGAGAUCGCAGUGAGGAAGCAGUAGAGGCCUACACCAGAGCCCUGGAGCUGCAGCCUGGCUUCAUUCGGUCACGUUACAACCUGGGCAUCAGCUGCAUUAACAUGGGUGCUCACAGGGAGGCAGCCAGGAACUUCCUGACAGCUCUAGGUCUGCAGAGGAAGAGCAGGAGUUGGCAACUUUCACACCAGGUCAUGUCUGGAAACAUCUGGGUGGCCCUGCGGAUAGCACUGUCCAUGCUGGACCAGCCUGAGCUCUUCCAGGCUGCCAACAUAGGGGACCUUGACUUACUCAUGAGAGCUUUUAACCUGGAUAUGUGAGCAAGUAAACCAUUUAACCUUGGCAAAAUCCAAAGUCCUUUAAGAGAAGAACUUUCAAAAUUUGGUACAGACAAAAACGUUUUGUCACCGCAGAGCACCUUUAUGUUCUUGAGAACUGUGAGUGCUGGACGGUACAAUUUUAAUGGAUUUGCACUGCAGUUUAUGAGUUCCCAAAAGAGCACAAUGCCGGGCGAAGAUUGUACGAGUAUGCCUUAGAGAAAAUAUCUGCUAGACCUGCAAUGUAAACAGUGGAAGCCAGUGGAAAAUUUGAUUAGUCGAACACAUUUUAUAUUAGGUGGCCUUAACUACUAUGUACUAACAUUAAAUACAUACAAGACUAUGUAUUUACUGUGUAACUACAUGUUGUUCUGCAAAAUGCCCACAAUUGCUGCUACUGAGGUUGAGGUACGGAAAGGUUUAGGGUAGGGUUAGGAUUUAGGGUUAGAGUUAGGUUUUGGGGUAAGGGUUGGGUUAGGGGUAAAGUUAACCGUGUAACUAUAAAUGUAAUUAAAUGCAAGUACUUUAAAUGUAAUUACAAUGCAACAACAGAAUACAUAAUAAGUACAUUGUAUCAAAUGGUUAUAAGUACAUAGUAGUUAACGCCACCUAAUAUAAAGUAGGUCCGAUUAGUCUCUGAAAUGGUCAAUUCCAAAAUUGACCAGAGGAACCCAUGUGCAAGAAAAGCAUUGUUUCAAUCCUCAGAGGACAUCCUUAAUCUAUAAUGACUUGAUUAGAAAUGUACUUUAUAGACUUCAUCUGUUGGUUCACUUGCACUCUUUAUUUGAGAUGGUGGGGCUAUUUUAAAAGAGACUGAAGUAUUUUUGGUGGCACUUAGUUAAACCCUGAACACUCCCCACCUGAUCUUUGCUGCAUCAUCCCUUUAUUUCCUGGAGCCUGCAGACCAGAUUACAAAGCCUUACUUAUCCUGCAUGUAAAAAGGUUUUAUUAGUAUGUUAUCAGAUAAAAGCCAUUCCUUGCCAUACUUUGACCUCUUGAAAUAACUGGGGGGAAAAAAUCGGCUACAUCAAGAUCUUUUUGUGAAACUUACCAUUUCUUAAAUUGUUAUAUUAAUUAUUUUACUAGAUACACACAUGAUGCAGAGAAUUCAGAUUUACUGCCCGUUUUGCCUGAAUUUACUGCCUGGAUUUCACUAGAAAAAGUGACACUAUUUGAAAGUAAACUGCCCAAAAUCUAAGAUAAAACCCUUCCAGUUUUUGAGUUUUAUAUAGUGUUCAGCAUCACGUUUUAUGCCCUAAUAUUAUCAAUAGCAGCUUUUCCACCAUCGGGCUGAAUGGAUCUCAUUUCGAAACCAUUCCAUUUCAGACCCUGUUUUUUUUCCACUGUGGUGCUGGAAAAUCAGGAACAGGGACUAAAAAAAACGGUUCAAGUAACAAAAACCAAAUAAUUGUUUUUCAUAAUGUAACCAAAAACAGGAACAAAAUCCCUUUCAAUUGUUUUGGAGUGAAAACGUUAUUUUAAAUGCUUGUAACCGGUUAAUAACCAGUUAAUUUUGUUCCAAGAAUUUUUUUCAUGAACCAAAGACCAAAUGGUUUAUCACAGUACAUUUUUGGAAUAACACCACUGCCUGUUCCCUGAAAAAAAAUGAGGCAUCUCUUUUUAUACUGUUUUGCUCAGAACGAACCGAAAUUAAAAAUAUUUCGAUUUUAGUCCCUGGAUCAGGAAUGCACAUAAGAAAUACAUUAGUUGGCGAUUGCAUGAGAGGUAAACAUUGUAGCGAGGUAAAAGUUUCCAGAAUAGUUAAAAAAGAUUUUUUUUUUACUAAAUGUUAUAUGAAUAAUAUAUUGAUAUAUUAUAUGAGUUUUAAUGAUCUAGCUAGAGUAAUGAAAAAGGCAUGCAGAAAAAUAUUGUACUAUACUAGUUAAACCAUCAUUAUAAAAUUAUAAGAUACACAAAGCAUAAACUAAUUUUUAUUAACUUUUAUUAACUUCACCCAAAUAUUAGCUAACUUUGCCAAUUACCUUGGCAUAUUGACAAUCGUGAGUCGCCAUACUACAAUCAUUCCACCAGCACAGUUAAGCACGGUUAAGCAUGGAUAGCUAACCCUGCUGAGUAAUCCGGGCCAAGAAUGGUUUGCAAUCAUACCUUGCCGAACCGUGCUCAAGUGGAAAUUCUAUUGGAACCGUCCGGCCGGAUGGUGGAAAAGCACUUAAUGUUACUCACAUAAGCUUAUUGUGGUUGAUGUCCAGCUUGCAUGAGUUCUAAUUUUGCUCAUUGUUGCAAAAACGCAAGUGCUUAGUGUCGCAUACGUGCUUCAAUAAUAGUACAUAGAAGUGAAUGAUUUUAAAUGCUAUGCAAAACCUAGACAGAUUUUUCUUUCCUCAUUCAGCCAAAAACAGAAGAAAAGACAAAGAACUAAGACACCAGAAAGUUUUACUUGCUUUGUCAACUGGUUCACAAAAUGUGAUCUUCAAAGCAUGCAAGAUUAAUUUAGGUAUUGAUGAUGUAUGUAUCUGAUUUAAAAAGUCAGUGAUCCAGCUGAUAUUUAGUACCUUACAUUUUGAUUCUUCCUACACAAAUUGCAAGAAUUCAUUUUAAAAACAACCUUAAUGAAAAACCAUGUAAAGCCAUUCAAACAUCCAUUAUCAAGUGUUAUUUAUUUAUUUUAUAUAUUUAUUUCAUUACUGUGCUAUGUAUUUAUUUUAGUAUUCUGUGUCCAAAAUAUUUGGAAAGUCCAGUAUAUGCUCAUUGAUACAGUUAAGAAAGGCUUGUGCUUUGUAGCUGAAUGCUAGAUUAUAGAUUAUGUCAUGCCAAAACUCCCCUUUUUUAGAACUUCAUACAAUCUCAGGUGUGAUCACCUAGAUGAAUUCAUGCUCCAGAAGUACUCCUGAUGUGAGAAGACUGCAUGCUGAAAAUACUUUUCUGAAUGCUGUAGAUUUAUUUAUAUGCAUGAACUUGACAUGCCUAUUUUAAUCUAUACCCUUCAUUUCUAUUACUUGUAUUUCUCUAUAAUCACAAUAUUUUGCAUUUCAAAACAUAUAUUGAUCUAAUUCUAAAGAAUAGCAUAUAAUCGUAACAUAUAGAAAUAACAAGCAGUUUUUUUGCAAUGCAGUGGGUAAUCUGAACAAGACGUUCUUUAUAGUCACUUAUAUUACUACUCUUGGAAUAGCCAGAUUUACAGCCGUUAUGCAUACAUUAUGCAUCAAUCAGAACUGUGUUUCUGAUUUUGUACAUGCAAACUGAAUCUGAAUGUUUGACAAAGGCUUCAUUAACUCUGGCCCAAUAUUUAAACAUAGCAAAAGAAGAUCCAGCAAACAUAUACAAAUGUUAUCUUUUAAAAUAAAUUAUUGUAAUAGAUUUCAUAUGCCUAUUUGU